CAAUAAACCCUAACCUCAAUCAACGCUUCCCUCGUACGGCCAUCAGAUUUCCCUUUCUUUGAUGAUUAUUAUUUUUUUAAGAGAAAUUUCACGUACCAAUAUUCAAACGAACGGAGAGGUCGCAAUUAAGUUGGAAAACGUGAAGACAAAGCAUCCUCAAUUGCUGUAUGAAUCAAAAUUAUAUAAGAGCUACAGGGAGGAAGUACUUUUUCCUUGGAAUGGAUUCUAAGAAGCAAAGGAUUAGUAUUUUCAAUAAUCUGAUUGUUUUCCUGAUUCAAUUAAUUUUGCGUCAUACUGUCUCAAUCUUUGGCAGCUGGAAUUGCAAAUGUUAAAUGGUUUGGUAUUGAAGGGGUCUACGAAUGUCCUUGUUAUAGAUUUACUGGGGUCUAGCCUCAAGGAUUUAUUCAACUUCUGCAGUAGGAAAUUGUCACUGAGGACUGUUCUUAAGCUUGCAGACCAGAUGGUGGGAUUUUUCUCAUUGCUCAUAUUUCUGAUAUUAUACAAAUUAUGGUUUCAUUUUUUUUUUUUCCCUGAAAUCAUGUAUUCGCUAUCAGUUAAAUAGGAUUGAAUUUGUUCAUUCCAAGUUAUUUCUACAUCGAGAUAUCACACCAGACAACUUUCUGAUGGGCUUAGGAAGGCGUGCGAAUGGGAGAAAAUAAGAAUUUAACUGGAACUGCAAGAUAUGCAAGCAUGAAUGCUCACCUUGGUAUUGGAUAUUAAUAGUUGGAGAUGGGAAAUAGGGUGGCGAAGAAAAAGGAUGGGUCGGGAGCAAGAUGAGGAAAAGGAGUUGGGGAAGGUAUUGGGUAGUAUACAGCUUAGGAAAUAUGUGGGUGAUUAUUGGAAGUGGAGGUAUGAUGUGGAAGGUUGGUGCCUUCUAAAGUGAGCAUUUUUGGAUGGAGGUUGUGCUUAGACAGACUCCCAACAAGAGGAAAUUUAAAGAAACGAGGAGUGACCUU
Messenger RNA from Rubroshorea leprosula, 956 nucleotides. The record is from the annotation of a GenBank genome assembly. Lineage: Eukaryota; Viridiplantae; Streptophyta; Magnoliopsida; Malvales; Dipterocarpaceae.